AUGAUUGAAAAGCUUCAAGCAGACCUUGCUACUGAGAACGCUCUCAUGGAUACACUUGCCAUCAAAACUGAAAAAGUGCAAGUUGUUUCAACCCACCUCUCUCAUGCCAACACAAAGAUUCAAGAGCUUAUGCCUGAUAAAGUUGUGGUCAAAAGUGUUGUCAUUGAUGUUAAUAAGUUUUUGCAUAAUCUCAUCAAGACUCAUGAUUCUAUGCUCACAGUCUCUGUUCGACAACAUUUGGUUAACAAACUUCAACCAAUAUUCUAUAUGCUUGAUCUGAUAGAUGGUGUUUCGAAAUUUGGUACUCUUUCGAAACAAUGCGGAGAAGCAAAGAAGGUAUCUGGUGAAGAAAUUAAGAAACCAGUUGGUGGCUCUGAUGAGCACGAAUAG
This is a messenger RNA of Lactuca saligna, 390 nucleotides long. NCBI's taxonomy places the organism in Eukaryota, Viridiplantae, Streptophyta, Magnoliopsida, Asterales, Asteraceae. The record is from the annotation of a GenBank genome assembly.